AUGGCAACCCAGUCUCCAGAAAUUCGAAAUCUCCUUGCACACGACAGUAUGGUGGACGAAGUAGAUAACAAGAUGGAUUUCUUCGGUGGACUUAUGAACGCCUUUAUGGAACAAAGGCAUGUCGAUGUAUGGCUCAAAGCAGGUGACGAAACCGAUGCAAUCCCUGCCCACAAACUUAUCUUGGUGGCAAGAUCGAGGAUAUUUAAGUAUAUGUUGGAAUCAGAUGAUUGCAAAGGUCCGUCGAAAGACACAAUCACUCUUUCAGAGAUGACACGGGAUGAGCUAGAGACGUUUCUUGAAUACAUGUACAACGGUUGGCUUGUCGACACAACGCUGGCGAAACACGUCCAUGGACUCUACGCAGCUGCAGACAAGUACGAGGUUCCGUACCUCCAAGAUAUUUGCAGAAACAAGCUCAUUGCCUCAUUGGACCCAUCAAAUGCAUUUGAUGUCCUCGACCUUGCAAAGACUCACUCGGACAGGAUCCUCGAAGAUGAAGUCUACAAGUUUUUCACAUCACAAUUGGACGAAAUUUCUAUGUCGAGUAAGUUCGAAUCGUUUGUGGAGUAUAAUCCGGCUCUUACGGUCCGAAUGAUAAGGGGCUAUGUGAACAAAGUCCAGACUGAGGAAGCGUUCGAAACAGUGAUCCAACAUUUCAAGCACCGAAAUAGCUGCCCAAGUGAGGUACCCACGUGA
Messenger RNA from Microthlaspi erraticum, 696 nucleotides. The record is from the annotation of a GenBank genome assembly. NCBI's taxonomy places the organism in Eukaryota, Viridiplantae, Streptophyta, Magnoliopsida, Brassicales, Brassicaceae.